AAUAAUAAACACGUGUUGACAGCUGUCAGUACACGAAUAGCGCGUAUAAACAAAUUUCAUUAAAAAGUGAAAUAAAGUAAAAGAAAUUAAAAAAAAUAAUAAAAUGCGUGAUAAUACUCCACCAAGACCUGCUGAUAUUGAAGAUGAUUUUGAGGAAGUCUAUGAUGAAAAUGAUGGACCACCACCCGAGGACGACGAUGACUUGGAAAUGGAGGAAAUAACAUUAGAGGAACUUGAGUCUCGUUUACAAACUGGUGCUUACGAUUCCGACGAAGAGGGUGAAAAUCAUAAAUCACCUGUACAGGACGAUUCCAUUCUAACAUUUCAACAACACUCAGCACCAGUAUUUGCUUGUGCUUUCAACCCACAAAAUAAUAUAUGCGCCACUGGCGGAGAAGAUGACAAAGUAUAUGUAUGGAACAGAAAUACUGGUGAAGUCAUACAAGAAAUUACCGAUCACAAAGAUACGGUAACCGAAGUACAUUUUAAUCAUGAUGGCACAUACUUGGCUACCGGAGAUAUGGCAGGCGAGAUUCUGUUGCACAAAUUGCAAGAAUCUAGUAGUAGUACUGAAAAUGAAGGAGCCGGCGUUGUUGGUGUUACAUUACGCAAAGUGUGGGAAUACUCAAUGGGCGACAUGUCCUGGAUGCGCUGGCACAAAGGUGCAAAUGUACUAAUAGCUGGCAGUGAGGAUGGUGAAAUUUAUGUGUUCCGCCUGCCGGCAGGCGAUUGUAAAAUUCUACCCGGCCAAGGGGUACGUUGUGAGUCGGGAGAAAUUACCGGUGAUGGUAAAAAGUUGUAUGCCUCGUACAACAAUGGCACCGUCAAGUUAUGGGACAUAAAAACGGCAUCGGUUGUAAUGGAAAUUGAUGAACACAAUCCAAUGGUCCAUCAAGAGGGAUCGACUACAGUGGCUUGCGAUAAGGAAUCUCCACUGUACAUGUCUGGCGAUGAAAAUGGUAAAAUUAUCUUUAGUACUCCCAAUGGUCCUGUUGGUAUGGUUGAAGCAAAUGGUGCCGUCGAAUGUUUAGCAUUUUCUCCUUCGGCCGAUUUUCGAAUGGCAGCCAGUGGUACCCUACACGGUCAAGUUGCUAUAUGGGAUCAUUCCAAAUUGUCUUUACGUGCAGAAUGUGAACACGCCGAUGAUGGUGUUACAAAAAUUCAGUGGAUUAGCGAUUUUACUAUUUUAGUAUCAACAUUGCAGGGCAAUGUUAUUGCUUAUGAUGCUCGUACUGGUCAACGAAAAUUUACCUUAAGUGGGCAUUUAGCCGAAGUCUAUACAUUUUGUUAUGAUCCCAAAGAGAGUUUAUUGCUAACAGUGUCUGAAGAUAAUUCAGCCAAAAUAUUUAAAGUUCCCGAGUUGGGUGAUUAAUAAAAGAAAAUUAUGGUAUCGAGAGAGAGACACAAUUAAAAUUGAUGUAGUCAUUGUUGCGUCGUUUAAGUUUAAGCUUUUAAGUUUUUAUUAUUCUAUUAUUCUUUUGUAUUUCAUUAGCCAACUACAUACAUGUGUAAAUAGUUAAAAAUCUAUCCUACCUCUA
This is a messenger RNA of Lucilia sericata (common green bottle fly), 1538 nucleotides long. Its product is annotated as angio-associated migratory cell protein. NCBI's taxonomy places the organism in Eukaryota, Metazoa, Arthropoda, Insecta, Diptera, Calliphoridae. The transcript has 3 exons. Gene Ontology annotation, molecular function: protein binding. The coding region runs from base 104 to 1372 and encodes 422 amino acids. The record is from RefSeq and is a predicted model, not a curated record.